AUGAGCGGACAGUCGCCCACGGGAAGCGGGAUCUCCGCCGAUCGCUGGUUGUCCAAGGCGUUCGGUGAGGCGAGCGUUCGCGUCGAUCGACCGCGUUCAGCGGCGGGUGGGGAUCGAGAGCGAGACGAGGAGGAUGAUUACUCGUCGCGGUUCGAACAGCGUGCGCGGGAGCUGUCGCGCGAGUCCGGCGAAAAGCCGGCGUACUGGGCGCACGGACGCGUGGACUCGAGCUACGAUGGAGGCGGCGCGCAGCCGUUCUUCAACAAGGCAAACGAGCGCCUUUACGAGGCGUAUUCGCAGUUGCACACGAUGGCGCAAGAGUUCGAUAAGCCGUUCGACUCGCCGGCGAUUCUCGUUGUCGGUCACCAGACGGACGGGAAGUCGGCCCUCGUUGAGGCGCUCAUGGGGUUCCAGUUCAACCACGUCGGCGGAGGUACGAAGACGAGGCGACCGAUCGCGAUUAACAUGAAGUACAACCCCACGGCUGUGGAGCCGAGGUGCUUUUUGAUCAAGGACGACAACCUUGGUCGCGAAGAGGAGCUUUCUCUACCGGAGCUUCAGGCGCACAUCGAGGGCGAAAACAGGCGCUUGGAGCACGAAAACGGCUUCUGGGCAAAGGACAUCGUGGUCAAGAUCGAGUAUAAGUACUGCCCGAACCUCACCAUCAUCGACACUCCUGGUUUAAUUUCUGCUGCUCCGGGAAGAAAGUUUGCGUCUCUGCAGCAAUCGUCGCGCCUGGUGGAGGAUUUGGUGAGAAGCAAGAUGAGUCAGCGAGACUACAUCAUUCUGUGUCUGGAAGACAACUCAGACUGGUCCAACGCGACGACGCGGCGCCUGGUGCUUGAAGCGGAUCCGGAUCUUCGACGUACGGUGAUGGUUAGCACGAAAUUCGACACUCGUAUCCCGCAAUUCUCUCGCGCGGAGGACGUCGAGAUGUUCAUGCACCCACCCACGCGUCUCCUCGCGGGAACUGUCUUAGGUGGCGGUCCGUUCUUCACCUCCGUGCCCUCCGGCAGAGUCGGUCUUCACAGAGAUUCUCAGUACCGCUCGAACGAACACUAUCGUGAGGCGGUGCUUGGACGAGAGCAAAAGGACAUUGUUGACCUGGAGCGCCGUAUGGAUCGUCAACUAGGCUCACAAGAACGGAGCCGAGUCGGCGUGAGCCAACUUCGAUUCUUCCUCGAGCGUUUGUUGCAGCAGCGUUACCUGGAGAACGUUCCGACGAUUGUUCCGGUGCUUGAACGAGAACACAGAAUUGCGACGAGCAAGUUAUCCGAGACCGUUCAAGAGCUCAAAGACCUGAACAAAGAACAUCUCAGAGAAAAGGGCCGAGCGUUCUACCAGCACUUCCUUGAAAAGAUCCCAGAAAUCGUUCGUGGUACGCUCGCCGCGCCGACGCGCAUCUUUGGCGAGACGCUUUCGCACGAACACAUUCGAGGUGGUGCAUUCGUGAACGCUGAUGGGCGUCCGUGUAUGCCGAUGCAAACGGUUCCCAACGCAGAGAUGCGUCUCUUUGGUGGCGCGCAAUACCACCGUGCGCUCGAAGAGUUCCGACUCAUAGUGAACUCAGUGGAAUGCCCGCCAGUCAGCCGAGAAGACAUCGUGAACUCGUGCGGCGUCGAUGAAAUUCACAAUGGCGUCAACUACACGCGCACUGCGUGCGUCAUCGCCAUCGCUCGUGCUCGCGAGACGUUUGAGCCGUUUGUUCACCAGCUCGGGUUCCGUCUUUCCCACAUCGCACGAAGAUUGCUGCCUGUGGCCAUGUACCUCUUGCAAAAGGAGGGUCGCAUCUUAAACGGCCACGAAGCUUUCUUGAAGAAAAUUGGCUCCACCUUCGGUCGAUUCGUAGACGAGCGCGUGAAGGAUUGCCAAGAAAAGUGCCACGCUGACUUGAAGUCAACCACACAGUUCGUCACGUGGUCGCUUCACUCCGGGAACAAAGAGGGCUUGAGAAGCGUCCUUUCUCCGCACGAGAACGAUCAUCAUGAUUCUAGAGAAGAAAAGCGACGCAGUGGUGGCGAGCUUGUCCCAACGGAGAAGAGUCUCAAGGCGUGCAAGCUCACAGACUUGGUUGAGAACACAUUGUGGAAUAGAACAAUGAAGUCGGUCACGGUUGACAUUGUUGACAUGCUUGUUCGCCAAAUCUUCCACGGCAUCCGCGCACAUAUCGUGCAGGCUGUCGAACUGAAGUUCAACUGCUUCUUCUUAAUGCCACUGAUCAAUGACUUCAACUCGUUCUUGCGUAACGAAAUGGAGGACGCUUUCGAUAUCAGCCUCGACUCUGUCUUCGAUGUCAAGAGUGUGCGAGUUGCCCUCGAGCAGCGCCGACACAAGCUCGAGAGCGAGCUGGAGCAAAUGGAGCGUAUUCAAUCUAAGUUUGCGUCGAUUCACUCUCAGCUCGAGAGUUCAAACGCGACUGCGCCGGCCACCACGGCCGCUGCAACGGCGGCUGUUACGGGCACUACCUUCCACAGCGCCGCGGCUCGUGAAAUUGCCGCGGCGGAUGAAAUCCUUCGAGCGAGCCAUGACCUGAGCGAGGGUAUUGCCGAAGCCAAGGCGCAAUUCGCGCACCAAAACCAGUCCCCGCGAACGAUGCGAGGAUCCAAGGCGUACGAAACGUCGCCGGGCCGAUCCGCAGUGGGUAGGAGCCGCGACCGAGCACCUUUGUCGCCGAUGGGGUGGAACAUGUGA
Ostreococcus tauri is the source of this 2691-nucleotide messenger RNA. Its product is annotated as P-loop containing nucleoside triphosphate hydrolase. The record is from RefSeq and is a predicted model, not a curated record. Lineage: Eukaryota; Viridiplantae; Chlorophyta; Mamiellophyceae; Mamiellales; Bathycoccaceae. Gene Ontology annotation, biological process: catabolic process. Gene Ontology annotation, cellular component: microtubule; membrane; cytoplasm. The coding region runs from base 1 to 2691 and encodes 896 amino acids. Gene Ontology annotation, molecular function: hydrolase activity, acting on ester bonds; GTPase activity; GTP binding. The transcript has 2 exons.